AUGCCCGCGCCUGGCCGCGUCGGCCGACGCGUCCUCCUCCUCCUGGCCCUGCUGCUGCCAUUGGCGCCCCCGGCCCUCGCCCCGGCGCCCCCCGGACCCGCCGCCGCCCUGCUCCAGGCUCUCGGGCUGCGCGACACACCCCGAGGUGCCCCCAAGCCCCGGCCGGUACCUCCCGUCAUGUGGCGCCUGUUUCGCCGCCGGGACCCUCAGGAGGCCAGGGUGAGCCUGCGGCGGACCUCCCCGGGGGCCACCCUCCGACCCUGCCACGUGGAAGAGCUGGGGGUCGCCGGAAACAUCGUGCGCCACGUCCCGGACCGAGGUGCGGCCGCUCGGCCCCCCGAACUCUCCCCGGCCGCGGGGCAGUGCCCCGAAUGGACCGUCAUCUUCGACCUGUCGGCUGUGGAACCCGCCGAGCGCGCUAGCCGGGCGCGCCUGGAACUGCGCUUCGCAGCGGCGGACACCGAGGUGGCGGGCGGCUGGGAAUUGAGCGUGGCGCGGGCGGGCGAGGCGGCGGGCGCGGGCCCCCGGCCGGUCUUGCUCCGUCAGGCGGUGGACGCGCUGGGGCCACCUGUGCGCACCGAGUUGCUGGGCGCCGCCUGGGCCCUCAACGCCUCGGCGCCGAGCAGCCUCCGCCUAACGCUGGCGCUGCAGCCCCGGACCCCUGCCGCCUGCGCGCGCCUAGCUGAGGCCUCGCUGCUGCUGGUGACCCUGGAUCCCCGCCUGUGCCAUCCGCUGGCUCGGCCGCGGCGCCAGGCCGAGCCCGCGGUGGGCGGUGGCCCCGGGGGCGUGUGUCGCGCUAGACGGCUCUAUGUGAGCUUCCGCGAGGUGGGUUGGCACCGCUGGGUCAUCGCGCCGCGCGGCUUCCUGGCCAACUACUGCCAGGGCCAGUGCACACUGCCAGCGGUGCUGCCCGGGCCCGAUGGGCCGCCCCCGCUCAACCAUGCCGUGCUGCGCGCCCUUAUGCACGCGGCUGCUCCGGGGGCCCAUGACCUGCCCUGCUGCGUGCCCGCACGCCUGUCACCCAUCUCCGUGCUCUUCUUCGACAACAGCGACAACGUGGUGCUCCGGCACUACGAAGACAUGGUGGUGGAUGAGUGCGGCUGCCGCUGAGCUGGCAAGGGUCAGACCCACAAUAAACACCCUGGUCCGUCUAGCCUCCUUGAUCUCGUCACCUGGGUGUGGGUGGAGGAAGGGGCUGUCUCCACCACGGGCUGCCAGCUCUCCAAGUGACACCCUGUCCACCCCGCCAGGGUUGAGUUCCUAGAGCCCACCUCCAGAUCUCCCCAUACCCAACACAGGGGACUUUAGGCGCUGUUCCCACCUGACACCCACCACCUCUUUGACUCAUGGCUGUUUUCCAAGUGACUCCCAAGUCCCGCACCCUGCAACCCGGCCCCCUCCUGUCAUUUAUCCAGCCCCAGUGUGAAUGCAAGAGCUGUUUAUUAAGAUUUUAUUGGUGACAAAAGAGCUUAAAACAAAUUGACCAAAAGUCAAGUUACAUUGCCUUGGUACAGAUGCUCCUCGGUCCAGAAACUUAAAAAGAGUACCCGCUGCUAGGAAGGUGGACAGGCAAUCGGCACAAGGCGAGGCAAAGCAUUCCAAGGAACAGGGCAGGGGCACAGGCAGCGCCCCCGGGUGCAUGGCACAAGUGUC
Messenger RNA from Talpa occidentalis (Iberian mole), 1653 nucleotides. RefSeq names its product growth differentiation factor 1 (gene GDF1). NCBI's taxonomy places the organism in Eukaryota, Metazoa, Chordata, Mammalia, Eulipotyphla, Talpidae. Gene Ontology annotation, molecular function: cytokine activity; growth factor activity. The transcript has 2 exons. The record is from RefSeq and is a predicted model, not a curated record. Gene Ontology annotation, cellular component: extracellular region. The coding region runs from base 1 to 1110 and encodes 369 amino acids. Gene Ontology annotation, biological process: SMAD protein signal transduction; BMP signaling pathway.